UCUACUUGUACAUAAAAUAAAUAAAUUAAUGUAGAACAACACACACAAAUUGCAUAAAAAGCAUUCCACCGAUGGAGUUUAUUAUUCUGAUCCACAUAUACUCAAAUGGAUCUAGUCUUGUGCAGAGGACGAGCCAGCUUCCAUGGCAGCACUGUUGUUUAUGCUCUGAUUAUGACCAAGGAGACACAAGACUUCCGACUGCUUAUCCAAGAUUCUUCUGACAAUAGCAACGCGAUGGACAUCCUUACCAACUCGAGCCUCACAAGAGUCCUCGUACUCUAUGUAGAAAACUGCAUCGUAGUCUCCAAGUCCCUGGGUACUUUCAGUAGCCACUUUCAGAAUCUUCAAAUUGGCCAGACUGAGUCUGGCAACGUCAAAGCUCUUAUUGGUUGUAGCAACUGCAAGUUUCAAGGAAAAUCGGUUGGUGCCAUCGUGUUAGUCGUGAGGCCGUGCGACCGCCUUUGCUUUACACGUACGGAAGAAGGAAGAAAGGAAAGGAUCAGAGGGAAUCAAGUGCAGAGCGUGACGUGUCUACAGCUGUUACAUGAUUGGCUACUUUAUGAGGAAGGAAAGGAGUAAAGAAUAAACACCGUUGUGACGUUGAUGGGUUGGAGUUAACGGUUAACGUCCCCACGAGAUGCGUGUGUUUACUUUUCGUCUUUUAUAUAAACGAGUGAGGUUUGUUAUUGAGAGUAUCAAGAGAUUUGAUCAAACUUGUGAAAGGGAGAGAGAGACCCUAGAGUAAUUCUCUCAAGUUGUAGACAUUUAUCUCAGAUCUAUAUAUCAUUUCACUUCUC
Brassica oleracea var. oleracea is the source of this 797-nucleotide messenger RNA. RefSeq lists its product as uncharacterized. Bases 106 to 579 code for a protein of 157 amino acids. The record is from RefSeq and is a predicted model, not a curated record. Lineage: Eukaryota; Viridiplantae; Streptophyta; Magnoliopsida; Brassicales; Brassicaceae. The transcript has 2 exons.